Molecule: messenger RNA, 623 nt
Organism: Pogona vitticeps (central bearded dragon)
Lineage: Eukaryota; Metazoa; Chordata; Lepidosauria; Squamata; Agamidae
Gene: SNRPE
Product: small nuclear ribonucleoprotein polypeptide E
Biological process (GO): mRNA splicing, via spliceosome
Cellular component (GO): spliceosomal complex
Molecular function (GO): RNA binding
Source: RefSeq, a predicted model, not a curated record
ACUUCCUGUUUGGUGGCGGAAGUGGCUGUGGUGCGUUAGGAGAACGUAAAGCCGCGCGCGCGGGUGUGUGUCUGUGAAAGAGAGCGUGAGCGUGGUAAGGGGUUGGAUCGGAGGAUCGUGAUCGGCUUUCUAGGGCCACCGCCAUGGCGUACCGCGGGCAGGGCCAGAAAGUACAGAAGGUGAUGGUGCAGCCCAUCAACCUCAUCUUCAGAUACCUACAGAAUAGGUCCAGGAUCCAGGUAUGGCUGUAUGAACAAGUCAAUAUGCGGAUAGAAGGUUGUAUAAUUGGAUUUGAUGAAUAUAUGAACCUGGUUCUGGAUGAUGCUGAGGAAAUUCAUUCCAAGACAAAAUCAAGGAAGCAAUUGGGUCGGAUUAUGUUAAAGGGGGACAAUAUUACCCUUCUACAAAGUGUUUCUAACUAGAUAUUACUAUCUAGUGUGUUUUGCUUCUUAUUUUCAUCUUUAACCUGUAGAAGAAAACGUGUGAUUGUUGCUGUCACUUCUGACCUUGAUGUCUGAGAAGAAAGUAAAGAAUGAUGCCAGUUACUUAGUUCAUGUUUGUAUAGUUCUCAGUCAUUUUUUAUAUUGGCAUAGACUUGUAUUAAUAAACAUUUUUUGUUAAUA